This is a messenger RNA of Salmo salar (Atlantic salmon), 1251 nucleotides long. It is a transcript of the gene leg3, whose product is annotated as Galectin-3. The record is from RefSeq and is a predicted model, not a curated record. Gene Ontology annotation, cellular component: immunological synapse; cytoplasm; nucleus. Lineage: Eukaryota; Metazoa; Chordata; Actinopteri; Salmoniformes; Salmonidae. Gene Ontology annotation, biological process: eosinophil chemotaxis; macrophage chemotaxis; monocyte chemotaxis. Gene Ontology annotation, molecular function: disaccharide binding; IgE binding; laminin binding.
CCAUAGUUUUUAGUCUACUGCAGAGCUGCUAAAGGGAGAUGGACCUGGAGGAGUGAAGGGUGUGUGUGGGGCAGAUACAAUGGAUCUUUCAGAUGCUCUGGGUGGUGAACCGGGCUGGCCAAGCCAGAACAACCAGCAGAGUAGUGGGGGCGUGUGGCCUGGUGGGCAACCCAACCAGCCAACAUGGCCAGGACAGCCUGGUGGUCAACCGACUUGGCCUGGUCAGCAGCAACCAGGCCAGCCCGCCCCCAUGUGGCCUGGACAACAACCAAACCCUUCCCAACCAUCAUGGCCCGGACAACCAGGAGGGGGGCAGCCUAGCCAGCCAACCUGGCCCGGACAACCAGGUGGGGGACAGCCCAGUCAGCCAACAUGGCCAGGGCAGCCAGGACAGAUUAGCCAACCUACUGGACCCGGAUGGCCAAGCCCAAGCCCCGGUCCAGGCCCUGCCCAACCAACUGCUCCACAACAAAGUUCACUGAAAAUGCCAUAUGACCUGAACCUGCCAAAUGGAUGCUACGACAAGAUGCUCAUCACAAUUCGUGGGACAAUUAACCAAAAUGCCAAAAUGUUCACCAUCAAUCUAACCAAAGGGAAUGACAUUGCCAUGCACGUCAACCCACGCUUUAAUGACCAGGGAAAGAAAACGAUUGUGCGGAACAGUCAGAUAGGCAAUACAUGGGGCAAAGAGGAGAGAGAGCACAAUCACUUCCCCUUCAUUCAGGGCCAGCCCUUCGAGAUGAAGAUCAUGUGCACUAACAGUGAGUUCAAGGUGGCAGUGAACAGCUCACACAUCCUGGAGUUCAAACACCGCAUCCGUGACAUCCACUCCAUCAAACACCUGGGCAUCUAUAAUGAUGUCACCCUCACGUCUGUGGAGAUUGACAAACUAUAAGAUCUAGCAGGGUUGGUUUCAGCCAUAGAAAUAGAAUGACCAGAAUAUCCAAAGUCCCUCAGGUUCUAUUUUUAUGGUUCCAGUGACCUUCCAUCAUUGGUUUUCAACAGAAACAUACAGUAGCUUGAGUCUCAAGCUUUAACCCAGUAGUACUACCAUCAUAUUCUGUACUUCUACUAAGCUGGUAUAUUCUCUGUGUGGAAAUACUCAAGUGGAAAAAUAUAUUUUCUUAGUCUUUAAUAAGAGGAAAAAGUCAACAACUUUAACUCACAAAUUCAUUGGUUUUAAGUCUGAAUAGGUACAUACAUUUUAAUGUAAACCACCUAUAUCCAAUAAAAAUCCAAUGUUAGACUCAA